Messenger RNA from Penaeus monodon (black tiger shrimp), 2669 nucleotides. Its product is annotated as MAP7 domain-containing protein 2-like. The record is from RefSeq and is a predicted model, not a curated record. The coding region runs from base 462 to 1892 and encodes 476 amino acids. Lineage: Eukaryota; Metazoa; Arthropoda; Malacostraca; Decapoda; Penaeidae. The transcript has 13 exons. Gene Ontology annotation, cellular component: microtubule; centrosome; spindle pole. Gene Ontology annotation, biological process: positive regulation of cytokinesis.
CAUUUGCGAAGUGUGCAAUUAGUGUGUGAAAAACGUGACAAAAUGAACUAACCUUGAUCUAUAUCAUGAACAAAAGGACGUUUUUUAUCCUAAGUAGGUCAAUGCCAUGGAAUAAUUGCCUGAUUACUUAUUAACAACAGACAUGUACAAGAACCAUUGUAGAAUUGUUUUAGUAGCAAACAAGCGAGCUGGCGAUACAGUUCAAUAUCUGUGGAGUGUCUGCUAAACGGAAAACUCUUGCUAACUCUUGCUCUUUUGUGUGUGAAGCUUUGGACUCUUUUAUACUGACGAAAAUAUUUUGCAUUGACGAAACUGUUUAUCCUAAAACUUUGAAAAUGCAGUUGAAUGUGCUGUGUGCAGUGUUCACAUUUAGACACAAUGCGUGCAGUAAGGGAUCUUGUUGAAGUUGAGGGCGGAGAAGGGGAGUCACGUAGUUGGUGACGUCAUCGCAAGGACUAAAUAUGCAAAGUGGAUAUGAACCCUCGUUUGGUGGAGGUGGAGGUGGAGGUGGAGGUGGACGAGGAUUUCGUCUGCAUGCUAAUAUGACCUCGGAUGAGAGAGACGCGCAGCUGAGAGGUCGCGCGGAGCAGCUUCAAGGAGAACUCAGCUGGCAGGCGCAGAUGAAGAAGCAGCUGGAUGAAGAGAAGAGGAAAAAGGAAGAAUUGGAGGACAGGCUAAUGGAGGAAAAUAUGAAGAGGCAACAGGAGAGGAUGAAGGCGGAGUAUGAGGCGGAACAGGAGAAGAGGAGGAGAAAAGAGGAAGAGCAAACCCGCCGUCGCGAAGCCCAACUGAAGCACAUGGAGCGGCUGCAGCAGGAGGCCGCGGAGAAGAAGAAGGUGCAGAGGGCGAGGACCUUGGCAGCCGCUGACGAAGCCGCGUCGUCUCUGCCCACCUCCUCUAGACACAACAGCCGCGACGCACGCAACUUCCAGAAUUCCAACAGCCAGCAGGACGGGAAGAAGAGAUUUGCAAACCAGGACAAUGACUUCGGCCUCAACCUCAAGUCCGACUCGAGGCUUUUAGCAGCCCGAGCACCUAACAAGUUCUUUGAUGCACCGACCACACCUGUCAAAAUGCCCAGGACAAGUGACGACCGGAAACGACCGAAACCCUUAACACCGGCAGUCCCAGUUCCUCAGAAGGGCUAUAACCGCCGGUCUCAAAGGCCGGAAAACACACCUGGCGCUGUCGUCGACCUCCCGCCAGUCGAGACAACGGAGAGACCCGGGCACGCCAGCCGACCAGACGAGCCUCAUAGUGGGCAUGCGAACACUCUUGAGGUUCAGACAACACCACCUACCAGGGAACACACAGAGAUCCAGACAGCGAAGCCACAGCAUUCCGACAUGGAGAUACAAACCACUCCGGCGUUGAACCAAUGGGAGUCGGAGAGGAAGCACGAGGAGCCGCGCCCCCCCGUGGUGCGAGGCCGGCCCUUCGACUGGAAGAUCCACAUCCAGGACAUGUCGGAGGAGGAGAAGGCCAGGCUGGAGAAGAUGUCCGAGGAGGAGACCAAACAUUUUGCCGAAGAGAAUCAAGAUCUCAUGAGCCAGCUGUCUGCCAUGAAAGUCAAUCUACGGUCUGCCGGGCCUGGUCGACAACAAGGAGAAGACGGGAAGCCCAACAGCACUGGUAAAGACACGGACUCGGGCAUAGGCGGAGGAAGCAGUCCGGAUAAGGACAAGGGCGGACAAAAUACACUAGGAUCACCGACCACUAUUCCAGCAGGGUCGAGCGACGAUGUCGAUUACUUACGCGUUGUCUCCGGUAGGCCCGAUGAUAAGAAUAACCCAAGGAGGCGAGAACCUUCUUAUCUCGAUCUCAACGACUCUUCUGGGACGACCAUCCGGAAGUUCUUAGAACAUACUAGAGCACGGUCCAAGGAGUCAUAGAGUGGCACUUCUAAAGCAACUGUCACCACUACUAAGAUUACUGCUAACUACUACUACGAAUACUGCUAACUACUACUUCUACGAUUACUGAUAACUACUACUACGACUAUUGCUAAUUACUACAGCGACUACUACUAACCACUGCUACGACUACUGCUAACUAUUACUACGACUACUGCUACUACUACGACUACUUCCAACUACCAGUACGACUGCUACUACAACUGUCACCACUAUAACUACUAAUACAACAACAAUCACUACUACAGCGACAGUUACUACAACUUACAACCACGAGGUAACUACGGUUAUCACCACUCCAACUUCACCCAUGGCUACCUCGCUCUCGUUGUCCCGGAGGCAAACGACUGAAGAAGGUAUUUUACACUGAUUCUUGGUCCAUUACUCUUCCAUUGGUCGAACUCAUUCAUGAAAAGUUGAUGGCAGGUGUAUAUAUGAUCUUUUGAAGUACCAGCUGGUAUGGUACUUGACUAUACAUAUAACCUGAUGAUGCCAAUUGCAGUCAACUGUAUUUUAUGAAUGGGAAUCACGCCCAAGCAGUAGUAAAAGGGUGAUAAUAAUGAGAUCGCAGAAGGGAGAGGGAGAGGGAGGAGAAAGGUAGAGAGAGAGGAAUGAAAAAAAGAGAAAUAUCGAAAAAGAAAAUGAAAAAGAUGGUGUCUCAUUUACACAUCCUAUCCAUUAAACAUUGCUAACUACAGGCCGCAAAUAUCCAAGGUUGUUAUAUUUACGUAUAAUACAAUACAGUAAACUAAUUGC